UAAACUUCAUACAAAUUGCUACCUAGCUCAAAAAAAACCACCUCCAAAAAUCCUCAUGGCCACCACCGAUAAGCAUACCCCAGAAGCUGCACUAUAUACCACAGCACCACCGGCAGCACGUCGGGAGUAUGUCGGUGUUGAUGUCGGUCUUAGGGUUUUUCUGUUUGCAACUACCCUAACUGGGAUUAUUGUCAUGUCUACUGCCAAGCAAACGGUGUUGACUCCGGUGCCCGGAGUGCCUGGUCUUGUAGUGCCUAUCGAAGCAAAAUUUGAUAAUUCGCCGGCAUUCCUAUACUAUUUAGCAGCAUUAUCAGUAGCUUGCCUAUACAGUAUCAUCACAACACUGGCAUCUCUUGGGGUCAUUGCUAAGCCAACUUAUGCAGCAAAAUUCUUGUUCUAUUAUGCAAUUUGGGAUGUGCUGAUCAUGGGGCUCGUAGUCGCGGCGACGGGUUCUGCCGGAGCGGUAGCAUAUGUUGGGUUGAAGGGAAAUAAGCAUACAGGAUGGGGGAAGGUGUGCCAUGUUUACGGAACAUUCUGCAAGCACAUAGGAAGUGCAGUUGCAAUGUCAUUGAUUUCAUCAAUAGUGCUUGUUUUGCUCAUUAUGGUUUCAAUUUGGUCCCUCUACAUUAGGGCUCGUAAAGCACAAUAGACACAUUUCAAGCUCUUUAAUUACAUGUCUAAUUCUUUGUGGCCGCCUCAAUGAUCUUUUUAAGUAGUGUUGUUGUGUGUUCAGUUCAGUGUAAAACCUAGAGGUUUCUUUGAUUGUAAAGUGUAAGUUCUGUUCCUAAGAGUUUGAUUUUAUUUGUUUAUAGAUUCCACUUAAUUUCUUAAA
Molecule: messenger RNA, 832 nt
Organism: Mercurialis annua (annual mercury)
Lineage: Eukaryota; Viridiplantae; Streptophyta; Magnoliopsida; Malpighiales; Euphorbiaceae
Product: CASP-like protein 1D1
Exons: 3
Coding region: 56-649 (197 amino acids)
Source: RefSeq, a predicted model, not a curated record